Messenger RNA from Manis javanica (Malayan pangolin), 449 nucleotides. It is a transcript of the gene PET100, whose product is annotated as PET100 cytochrome c oxidase chaperone. Gene Ontology annotation, biological process: mitochondrial respiratory chain complex IV assembly. The record is from RefSeq and is a predicted model, not a curated record. Gene Ontology annotation, cellular component: mitochondrion; mitochondrial inner membrane. NCBI's taxonomy places the organism in Eukaryota, Metazoa, Chordata, Mammalia, Pholidota, Manidae.
UUCACUUGGAGCGCGCGGGAGACGGGGAGCAGGAUAGAGGCUCCCCGAGAUGACCUCACCCGGGGCUCCUCGACCAAUCAACUUCCGUCGGAGAGCCCGGGAGCAUUGGCUUUGGGCGGAAGCGGCUUUGUAGCGUAGGAGAAGCGAGAUGGGGGUGAAACUGGAGGUGUUUCGGAUGACACUGUACCUCACCUUCCCUGUGGCCAUGUUCUGGAUUGCCAAUCAGGCCGAGUGGUUUGAGGACUAUGUCAUACAGCGCAAGAGGGAGCUAUGGCCACCUGAGAAGGAGGACCAGGAUGAAGCUGAGCCCUCCUGGAUGCUGGUUGCGGUUGGCACAGGGCCUCCAGGGCAGACACUGAACUCUGAAGCCGUGGCCUGGGGGAGGAGGGGGUAGGGUGGUGGGAGAGGGGUCCAGGCCCUGAGAUGUGGGCCCCCCUCCUUCCUUCCUG